AUGUCCCAGAAUCUGGCACUCUACUACAAGAAAAUCCCUCAGGGAUACCCCGUCCCCGGGGAGGACAUCGCCCUCGAGCCCGUUCCCUACGAUGCCAAUACACCUGCUCCCGAUAACGGUGUGGUCCUACAGUCCCUCUAUGCUAGCUUCGACCCCUAUAUGCGUGGGCGCAUGCGUAGCCCCGAAAUCAAAUCAUACUCGCCUGCCUACGAACUCAACACACCGAUUCCAACUGCCGUCAUUGCCAAGGUGCUCCGCUCCAACAAUGACAAAUACAAGGAGGGGGACACCGUUCUCGGCUUUGUCCCCAUCCAGCAGUAUAUCGCUCUGGACGCCAAGCAGAUCGCCUUCAUCCGUCCUCUGGAGAACCCUCUGGGUAUUGAGGAUAUCCGCAACUUCCUGGGUGCCUUGGGUAUGCCGGGCCUGACUGCCUACUCGUCCCUAUACGAUAUCGGAAAGCCCCAGAAGGGUGAGACGAUUUUUGUUUCAGCGGCAAGUGGUGCCGUCGGCCAGCUGGUUGGACAGCUGGCGAAGCAUGAUGGUCUCAAGGUCAUCGGCAGUGUCGGUUCGGACGAGAAGCUAGAAUACAUCAUCAAGGAGCUGGGCUUCGACGGUGGAUUCAACUAUAAGAAGGAGAAGCCCGCAGAUGCCCUGUCUCGUCUGGCCCCCAAUGGGAUCGAUAUCUACUAUGAGAACGUUGGAGGAGAGCAUUUAGAGGCAGCCCUGGAGGCCAUCAACGACUUCGGCCGCAUCGUUGUUUGCGGCAUGAUCUCCCAAUACAACUCGGCUCCCUACCCUAUCACGGGUAUAGACAAAGUGCUUCGCAAGCGCUUGACUAUGCGCGGAUUCAUCGUCAGUGAUGCGGGAAUGGGCGACAAGUACACCAAGGAGCACCAGGAGAAAGUCCAGAAGUUGAUCAAGGAGGGCACCUUCAAGACCCGGCUCCACGAGACGGUGGGUAUCGAGAAUGCCGCCGAGGGGCUUGUGGGUAUUUUCUAUGGAAAGAACAUGGGCAAAGCGAUUUUGAAGUUCUAG
Molecule: messenger RNA, 1035 nt
Organism: Aspergillus tanneri
Lineage: Eukaryota; Fungi; Ascomycota; Eurotiomycetes; Eurotiales; Aspergillaceae
Product: MDR family NADP-dependent oxidoreductase
Exons: 1
Coding region: 1-1035 (344 amino acids)
Molecular function (GO): oxidoreductase activity, acting on the CH-CH group of donors, NAD or NADP as acceptor
Source: RefSeq, a predicted model, not a curated record